Molecule: messenger RNA, 972 nt
Organism: Plenodomus lingam JN3
Lineage: Eukaryota; Fungi; Ascomycota; Dothideomycetes; Pleosporales; Leptosphaeriaceae
Source: RefSeq, a predicted model, not a curated record
AUGGCUGCACAAGACCCUGGGAAACAAAGAGGGAUCAACGCUGUUUCUGCGUAUUGGCUGUUGGAUGAGGGACAAGCCAGGGCUGGAGUCGAUUUGGCAAAUAUAGGCCAUGAUAAUGAGGGGUUUGGAGAUUGGGUUGAGGUGAAUGGUGGGCCUUGGGGAUGUGGGCUCAGAGAACCCGAUGUCUGGCGUCAAAGACCUGCUCCCAUCUCAUCACAUCCAACGGCCCAUUUCCUUGGACAUGAACAAUGCCACUCCCAUCCAAACAACACUUACGCGCACAAUGACCCAUCCUCCCUCCAUCCCGACGGCUCCACACCGGAGACGCUCUGCAAAAUCGAUGCUGUCCAACUAGUCUGGCUGCAAGUCACCAUGGAUACCGCACUCGUCGUAUGCGGUAUAUUCCUUGCUGAACGAUGGGGUGCCCAGUUUAUCCUGUUGUGUGAUCUUGUGUCUAGGGUCUUCGUGAGCGCGUGGGCUCUUGUCGUUGGUGAGUGCGACUACGGCGUUGAUCGGACUGGGAAGCGCGGUCCUAGGGCUUCUUUUUUUGGUAGGACACUGCAUCCGCUUACUGCCAACGCAGAUGAUACUCACUGGCCCCUUUUUGAGGGUGUGGGGUGGGGAGUGCGUGUUUCGAUCUACGGUGUUUACCCUGACUACAGCGAUCAUGUGCUAUCCAGGUUGUGCGGCUGCUUUCAAAUCCAGAAGACGUCUUUUGCCUCCUUUGCGCCCAUAGAAAUCCCAGUCUCUUCAGAGGAUGUCGAGCCGCUGCUCGGCAACAGAAGCAAUAGUCCAGCCCCAGUAGCAAAACGCCUUUGCAUCGCCGUCGAGCACAUUCCCAAGCAUUACCGAUGCCUACGUAUGCGGUGCGUCAAGCCAGCAACAAACACGGUAAACCGCAUCAUGGCGGGCUACAUACUCUCCGCAAAAGCCCUUGUAAACUUUGACCUGCUCGCCAUUGCAAUCUUAUAG